GUAGCAGGACACACACCGCAGGGAGAGCACACAGUCACAGGAGCAGCUGUCCCAAACAUCCCAACAAACCCACCCAUCAAAAUGAACACCGACCCGGUUGUCAUCGUCUCCGCUGCAAGGACUCCAAUUGGAUCCCUCAACGGCGUUCUGUCCACGGUGCCUCUGCAUGACCUGUGCUCAGUGGUGAUCAAGGACAUCCUGAAGCGGGCCGGGCUCAGGCCAGAGGAGGUCUCUGAGGUUAUCAUGGGACACGUCUUGACCGCAGGUCAUGGGCAGAACCCAGCACGCCAGGCCAGUGUCGGGGCGGGGAUCCCCUACUCCGUCCCAGCCUGGAGCUGCCAGAUGGUGUGUGGCUCCGGGCUGAAGGCGGUGUGUCUGGCAGCUCAGUCCAUUCAGACCGGAGAGUCCACUGUGGUGGUGGCAGGAGGCAUGGAGAGCAUGAGCAGGGCUCCUCACACUCUGCACAUGAGGGCAGGGGUGAAGAUGGGCGACGCCUCCCUGCAGGACUCCAUGGUGGCCGAUGGCCUGACAGAUGCCUUCCAUGGCUACCACAUGGGCAUCACAGCGGAGAAUGUGGCCAAGCAGUGGGGUAUCAGUCGAGAGGAGCAGGACCAGUUCGCCGUCCAGUCCCAGAACAAAACAGAGGCUGCCCAGAAAGCAGGGCAUUUCGAUCAGGAGAUCGUCCCGGUCAUGGUGCCGUCCAGAAAAGGUCCAGUCGAAGUGAAGGUGGAUGAGUUUCCUCGCCAUGGCAGCAACUUGGACGGCAUGUCCAAACUCAGAACCUGCUUUGUUAAGGACAGCAGUGGCACAGUCACUGCUGGAAAUGCCUCAGGUAUAAAUGAUGGAGCAGCAGCAACCAUCCUCAUGAGCCAGUCAGAGGCGAAGAGGCGUGGCAUAAAACCCAUGGCUAGAAUUGUUUCUUGGGCUCAAGCUGGCCUUGACCCAUCAGUCAUGGGGACCGGACCAAUACCUGCCAUCCAGAAAGCGGUUGAGAAAGCAGGCUGGCAGCUGGAGCAGGUUGACUUAUUUGAGAUUAAUGAAGCUUUUGCUGCCCAGUCUCUUGCUGUAGUUAGAGAACUUGGCCUGAACAUAGAAAAGGUGAAUGUUAGUGGCGGUGCCAUCUCUCUGGGCCAUCCCAUUGGUAUGUCUGGCUGCAGGGUGCUGGUGACCCUGCUGCACGGGCUCCAGAGGACUGGAGGUCAUAAGGGUGUGGCUUCCCUGUGCAUCGGAGGAGGGAUGGGCAUCGCCAUGUGUGUGGAGACGGUGUGAGGUUGUCAACUAAACACUACUAUAUGGAUUGCAUUCAGUGGAUAAAAGGACACCGAUACUAAUUGUUUACAAAACAGCAGAAUAUGGCUUACAAUGGUAACAGUGGUUUACCAUGGCUCUCCCUGUCACUGCACUUGAGAUAGAAGUGUUGUACAUGUUGUAAUUGCUGGAUGUUAUCCAACAAGAGGACUGGCUCUCCAGUCAAAUCUGCAAUGUUCACUGUGAAACUGAAUCUUAAUCUACUUAUCUCAAGUCCUUGCUGUGUAGCAAGUGACUUAACAUUUAUGGAUGAGGGAUUUUUACGAAGGGUACCUAAACAGACGAGGGAAGAACUAGACUUUACUGAUGGCCUCAGUUGUCUUAUCAUAUAGCUUGAGGGGGAAGAAGGGAAAAUCAAAUAUUUAACACUUAGUAGUGCAGGUGGUAGAAGUGAACACUUGAGAUAUCUAAGUCAGGGCUUUAAUACUGGCUAAUAGGAUAGUUCUUGGCUUAAGAAAAUCUAGAUCUAGACCCUCCCUUUAGUGAAUGAACUCAAACUAGUGUACUGGUAGUUCCUGAUAAAUUGCACCAGCCACUCACUAGAUUCUGCUUUCUGUAAAGAUUUGUUGCUGUCUCAAUACUUUCACAUUCCAUGAUCUUCCCUUAAGUGGAAUCCAACCCAUGGAUCUUCCUUUAGGAUCAACAGUGCAGAAUAUAACCUUGAAAAGUGCCAUGAGGCUAAGUGUACUGGCCUGCUCUACCCCAGUGCUUCCUUGAGAUAGGUGUAUGUUUGUGAAAAUGAUUUGACCUGUUAAGGUUGUUUACUUAAAUCUGAAGCUCUUAAACAUAUCAAUAAAGAAUUAUAACCAACUUGA
Messenger RNA from Myripristis murdjan (pinecone soldierfish), 2123 nucleotides. RefSeq names its product acetyl-CoA acetyltransferase 2 (gene acat2). The transcript has 9 exons. Gene Ontology annotation, molecular function: acyltransferase activity, transferring groups other than amino-acyl groups. The coding region runs from base 82 to 1269 and encodes 395 amino acids. Lineage: Eukaryota; Metazoa; Chordata; Actinopteri; Holocentriformes; Holocentridae. The record is from RefSeq and is a predicted model, not a curated record.